Messenger RNA from Agrilus planipennis (emerald ash borer), 907 nucleotides. Its product is annotated as dihydropteridine reductase-like. The record is from RefSeq and is a predicted model, not a curated record. NCBI's taxonomy places the organism in Eukaryota, Metazoa, Arthropoda, Insecta, Coleoptera, Buprestidae. Gene Ontology annotation, biological process: L-phenylalanine catabolic process; tetrahydrobiopterin biosynthetic process. Gene Ontology annotation, cellular component: cytoplasm. The coding region runs from base 75 to 806 and encodes 243 amino acids. Gene Ontology annotation, molecular function: 6,7-dihydropteridine reductase activity; NADH binding; NADPH binding. The transcript is spliced from 2 exons.
UAAUUAUUAGACUAAAACAAAAGAAAAAAAAUCAAAUGUCAAAACUGUUACCACAAAUUGAGUAAGAAAUUACAAUGAGUUGUGGACGUGUUUUAAUAUAUGGAGGAAAGGGGGCAUUGGGUAGUAAAUGCGUUUCGCAUUUCAAAUCAAACGGCUGGUGGGUGGCUUCCGUUAGCACAAAAGAAAAUCCAGAAGCAGAUGUCAACAUUAUCGUUGAUAAAUGUGAAAGUCCAAUGUCACAAGAACAAAAAGUUUUGGAAGGAUUAAAGAAUGCCCUAGAUGGUGAAAAAUUCGAUUCGAUCUUUUGUGUGGCUGGAGGUUGGAUCGGAGGGAACGCAGAAAAAGAUUUAGUCAAAAACUGCGAACUUAUGUGGCAGCAAAGUGUCAAUCCAUCGUUAAUUUCUGCGAGUGUCGCAUCGAAAUUUUUAAAAGAAGAUGGAAUAUUGUCGCUAACAGGAGCAAAAGCUGCUCUAGAUUCCACGCCUGGUAUGUUGGCAUAUGGAAUUUCAAAAGCUGCAGUCCAGUUCAUGGCCAAGAGCCUUUCCAAUGAAAAGAGCGGACUCCCGAAGGGAGCUUUGAGUGUAGCUAUUCUACCAACAACUCUGGACACUCCUAUGAAUAGGAAAUGGAUGCCUGAUGCGGAUUUUUCAUGUUGGACGCCACUCGAAUUUGUCGCCGAACUAUUUUUGAAAUGGAGCAAUGGACAAGAGCGACCGAAGAAUGGAACCUUACUAAAACUGGAGAUGCUUCAUCAAAAUUCUCAAGAUAUUCUACCGCCAGGGACGUUAACGUCGGAAAGACGGUAAAGAAAAAGGAUUUCUGAUUUAAAUGAAGGUUAACAGGAUUCCACAAGAGAAUUUCUAAGAAACAGUAAAUUUUAUUCGCAUUCCUAAAAUUUAGUUUUUUA